Molecule: messenger RNA, 372 nt
Organism: Aureobasidium subglaciale EXF-2481
Lineage: Eukaryota; Fungi; Ascomycota; Dothideomycetes; Dothideales; Saccotheciaceae
Exons: 2
Coding region: 1-372 (123 amino acids)
Source: RefSeq, a predicted model, not a curated record
AUGGAACAGCAAUGGACAGAAGAACAAUACGAAGCGGCCCUAGCAAAACUGGAAGCCCUCACCGACCAACUAACAGCACUACGCACAACCAUCCCCGCCAUCAUCUCCCCUCUCACACGACCCGCAACCUCGAAACCCGCUGCAUUUGCUGGAUUAAAGAAAGCUGCCACUGGAGCUGUGAUUGGAGUCCAGGAUCUGAGGAGAGAAUGGCUGAGUGAUGGUGUGCAGGAGAUUCUGAAGAGAGGGAGGGAGAGUUAUGAGAAAGACGGGGAUUUGGGAAAGGCUGCCGAGGUGCCGGUUUGGGGUUGGGUGAAGGAGAAAGAUGAGGAAGAGCAAGGUGAGGUCAAGAAGGAGAGUGAUGUUGCUGGAUGA